UUCUGUCACAGAAACUGGCAGAAAGCCGCGUGAAUGCGUAGAGCAGACGAGAAGGGGGAGUCAUUUGACUUUUUAUUUUUUCUUUUCGCAUUAAAGAACCGUAAAAUUGAAUUUGUUUUGUCAUCCUUAUGGUUCUGUACUGAAGAAAAUCCCUGAGACUAUUUACACCGGUCAAGGGUUCGAAUCCCGGACUCGCAGCACAAAUCUUUUCUAGAUACGUAGCUGACUAAUUAACAAGCAGGGUCGAUUGAUUGACGAGCAAACUAAUCGGAUUAAAUGGAAGCCGCAGCCGCAUUUCAAUCGACAGAUACGCUAAUGUCUGAUGCUCAUCCCCCUCCUGCAAGCAAUCCGAUGGAUAAUAUCCUCGCGGUGCCCAGCCAUGGCGGCCGUUUUAUGCAGUAUAAUAUUUUCGGCAACAUUUUUGAAGUGACUGCCAAGUACAGACCCCCUCUCCUGCCCAUCGGGAAAGGAGCUUAUGGGAUUGUCUGCUCUGCGAUGAAUUCGGAGACAAAUGAGCAUGUUGCCAUCAAGAAGAUUUCUAAUGCCUUUGACAAUCGCAUUGAUGCAAAGCGGACUCUUCGAGAAAUCAAGUUGUGUCGACAUAUGGAUCAUGAAAAUGUAAUUGCUAUAAGAGAUAUAAUACCUCCUCCACAGAGAGAAUCUUUUGAUGAUGUAUACAUUGCAUAUGAACUGAUGGAUACUGAUCUCCAUCAAAUUAUCCGUUCCAAUCAAGCUUUGUCAGAGGAGCAUUGUCAGUACUUCCUGUAUCAGAUUUUGCGAGGAUUAAAAUACAUCCAUUCUGCAAAUGUACUUCAUAGGGAUUUGAAGCCCAGCAAUCUUCUUCUGAAUGCAAACUGUGAUCUGAAGAUAUGCGAUUUUGGUCUUGCUCGCAUUACCUCUGAAACUGAUUUUAUGACAGAAUAUGUUGUUACAAGAUGGUAUAGAGCACCAGAAUUGCUUCUAAAUUCAUCCGAUUACACUGCAGCAAUUGAUGUGUGGUCUGUAGGUUGUAUUUUUAUGGAAUUAAUGAAUAGGACACCAUUAUUUCCAGGAAGGGAUCAUGUGCAUCAGCUACGUUUGUUAACAGAGUUGAUUGGUACACCAACAGAGGCUGAUCUUGGAUUUGUUCGGAGUGAUAAUGCUAGGAGAUUUAUUCGGCAAAUGCAUCAAUAUCCAAGGCAGUCAUUUGCUGAAAAAUUUCCACAUAUACAUCCUUCAGCAAUUGAUCUUUGCGAAAAAAUGCUGACAUUUGAUCCAACUCAGAGGAUCACAGUGGAAGAUGCCCUCGCUCAUCCAUACCUGGCAACUUUGCAUGAUGUGAGUGAUGAGCCAGCCUGUUCUAUGCCAUUCAGCUUUGAAUCUGAGUAUAAUAACCUCACAGAGGAACAGAUGAAAGAACUGAUAUAUAGAGAGGCUCUGGCAUUUAAUCCAGAGUAUGCACAAUAAAAGUCACCUUCAUUUCCAGCAGUGCUAUACAACAUUGGCAAGCCUAAUACUGGGCAGUUUCUUGUUUGUGGUAAUUGUAUUUUCAUUAUUUAUUGAGUUUUGAAAGUAAUGUAAAUAUGUAUAUUAAAACCAUGUUAGAGCCUGGAGAAGGGAUAAGGAAGUAUGUUAUAUUUGAUUUAAAAAAUCUGCAUAUAUACACCAUAAAUAUACCAUCUCUUUUAUGUGGUGUAUCAUGGAUAUAUGGGUCAUGUACCUAAACAUCAUGUCUCAAAACUGCAGUUUUCCUUAUUCAUCCUUCCCAUCAAACUCCAAGAGGUUGUAUGAGCAUUUUUGCUAAUUAUGGGUGAAAAAUUCUAUUAAGUUGACAAGGAGAUGAUGGUAGUUUAUUUGUUUGUUUGAGGUAGAUGCCAAAACAAAAGCUUGGUUGUUUGGCACUAAUGUACUGGUGUUAGCCUGCAUUUAUAUGCUGUAUUUCAUAACUUUUUCAUAUCACAGUCAACCAAAAUUUGGUACUGUUUGAGUUCCAUUAUUGGCUAACUAAUUUACAGCUGACAAAUUUAUAUUAUUUUAAGCUAAAUUUUUAUA
Cryptomeria japonica (Japanese cedar) is the source of this 2031-nucleotide messenger RNA. Its product is annotated as mitogen-activated protein kinase homolog D5. Lineage: Eukaryota; Viridiplantae; Streptophyta; Pinopsida; Cupressales; Cupressaceae. Bases 277 to 1446 code for a protein of 389 amino acids. Gene Ontology annotation, biological process: intracellular signal transduction; protein phosphorylation. The record is from RefSeq and is a predicted model, not a curated record. Gene Ontology annotation, cellular component: cytoplasm; nucleus. The transcript is spliced from 6 exons. Gene Ontology annotation, molecular function: MAP kinase activity; ATP binding.